Molecule: messenger RNA, 867 nt
Organism: Kalmanozyma brasiliensis GHG001
Lineage: Eukaryota; Fungi; Basidiomycota; Ustilaginomycetes; Ustilaginales
Exons: 1
Coding region: 1-867 (288 amino acids)
Source: RefSeq, a predicted model, not a curated record
AUGUCGGAAGAACACGUUCGCCCACAGGCCUCCUCCGGUUCCGAUGAGGAACUCUACCCACACACGAUUCCGCCCUGGUGGGUUCAUAAACCGUCGAUGUCCGACAGGUGGCGCAAGGUCCGCUACAUGUCCGAUAUGUAUGCUUCUGCGUACUUCGGGGUACUCAAGAGAUUCCUGACGCCUGGGCAGUCGUACAAGGCCUCGAGCCCUCGCAACGACCCCGCCAAGAAGCAGCUCAAGGCCGAGCUUGGUAAGGGUGACAAGGCCAAGCUGGGAAAGUUCAACCUCAAUCAGACGUUUGCCAAGUGUCGUCGCCAGCGGUCGCUCAAGCGUCAUCCCAUUCCGGAGGCGAUGCGCACGCCCACGCCCAUUCUUCGAGCUCCGACCGAAUUCAGCCAGCCAGCUGCAACGAGACAGGAUACGUGGGUGCACUUCACGCCGCUCGACCAGGCCCCCACCCCAUCCGCCGAGUCGAUCAUGACCGACGACGAAUGGUACCACUACGACGACAGCAGCGAACUUUCUGUCCCGCUCGACGACGACAGCACUGAUCUUCCCACCCCUGUCGACGACCCCUCCCCGGAAGGGUUUAACUUCGACAGCCUGCGCAGCUACAACUCGACCCGAGACAAUCACAACGGCGACUACGGCAGCCUCGGCCGUCACGAAUACGCGUCCAUGUUUGGCAUCAUGAUGCUCCAACAGCGGGUCCAGCUGGAAAACUAUCUCAGGCAAUUCGAUAACGGCAAUGUGGAAGAGGGCUGCUUGGGCGUGUGGCAGAAGAGGCAGCGGGAGAUGUCGGGUGAUGGUCCUAUGGAGAGGUACAUCCGGGCAAAUAGGGAGAUGCAUGCUCAGAACUCAUUCUAA